ACUCCUGGCCACUCCUUUAUUGUCAACAAGGGUCUUUACAUUUCGGCCCAAGAUAAAUAGUCCUAAAUCUGCAGCCACCAGGUCUGUAGACAUGUCCUUGUAGUCCUACCCUAUUUUAUUUUUCAGUAUGAAUUGCAGUCACUCAAUCCUUCAGUCUUGUUAUCGCGAGACUUUGGACGAUUCUUCACAUCUCUGAUGCCAACUUCCUCCUAGCAGUACGACUGGGCGCCGCGUCUUUGAAUGUAAUUCAAGUGUUAUAAGGAUUUAACCUGAGCGAGAGAGUAACUGUCCCACAUUUAUCCACUGGCUGUCGGGUGACUUUAUCGACCUCCAUCUUUAGUGAUUCAUUUUGCAUUUACCCAUGUAUCCUGGCAGGCUAAAAGCUAGUUGCUAUGUUGCAUUUGUUCUCUUGUUUACACGUUAGCACACACUGGAAGAAAUGCUGUCGUUAAUCAGAGCACCGACUGCUUCAUCAGCUUACAUCCUCUCUUGUUAUUGAUAGUAGGGCGUUUAAUGUUGGUGUGUUUCACUACACGUCAGGCUGUUCGCAUUAACCGCAUUGCUUGUCAUACAUGCAUAACGCGCGAGCUUGAAAGAUAAAGCAUUGGAUGAGUUAAGAUCGUGAAAAGCUGCAGAUGUUUGAGCUGAAAACACAAUGAGAUGCAUGAGCUGUUAUUCGCUGGGAUAGAUGUGAAGUCGUUGCGUAGCAUGGCAGCAUCUCAUGGCACUUCAUAGCUGCCACAGCAGAGGACACUGUAGCAGUGGCUGCAUCCCUCAGCUGCCUCUGCAAGACAACAACAGAAGAAAACAACGCUUUCAAUCAAUCUACAACAUUAAAACACCGACACUGAAGACAAUGGAGUCUGUGAGGAGCGCUUUCCACGCACAGCUGGCCACCGUCAUGGACUCGCUGCUGGCAGCCGCUGUGUGUGAGAUCGCCAAGGUUUUUGAGAGCAGCCUGUGUGAACAGCAGGCGGAGCUCGCUCGGAAAACAGAAGAGAUCUCCAUCCUCCGAGGCAAGCUGGUGGAGAAGGUGGAGAGGAGCAGGCCUAAGACGAAGGGUGGUGGGAGCGAGGAAGGAGAGUUGUCCUCGGUGGACAAGGAGAGCUGCUUGAGACAGCAGAGUCUGGCAGCAUCAGGCCUGAAUGUUGAAAAGGAUCCAUUGUCUCACUCAGACCCAGUCGAAGGACUCAGUCAGAACCUCAGUGGGCUAAAAGAAGAGGUUACGGGCCAGGAUGGAGCUUUAGUUAAACAUGAGCGUGCUGGAUCAAGGCCAACCCUGGGGUCUGUCACAGUGCAGGCAGAGGGAGGCCUUUCUGCUGUAGACCAGAGGCAAAUAGAAGCCCUGUCUGCCUCACAAGCCAAGGCCAAAUUGUCUCAUUGGGAGCAGGGCAGUCGGAGUGUGGACCACAGACCCCUUCAGGACCAAGUUUCCUCCCCCUUUCUCUCUAUUUCUCAGAGCGGACGAUGCUCACCCAGGACUGACCCAAACCUUGCUCAACAGGGGGAGUGGUUACCAGGCCUUGAUGCCUCCCGAAGUGGGGUGACCGGUCUGGAGAAUGUGCAGGCGGACAGCACAGGCUGCUCUGGUCCAACUAACAGCAGCACCAGCAUAGACACACAUGGCUACAGACCCGGUUUUUGCUCUGACGAGACCAGCAAUGAGGAUGAUGAAAGCACUUUCCCUUUUCUGGACCAGGAGCCUGAGAACCAGAACUCCAAUCAGACCUCAGUACAGGGCCAGGGUGUGGGGCUAAGAGGGGCUCGGCAAGUUCAGUCACAAACGCCCUCUGUCGAAUCACCAUGGAGACCCAGAGAUGACAGGGCGGGAAGAGGUCCUGUUAGUCACACCCGGAGGGUAACAACUUUUGCAAAUAGAGACCCUCUCCGACCACAGUCCAAUGCACAGCAGCUUACCCUGCGGCACACAAACACCCUGAGCCACCCUGCAGCUCCUGGAGGGGGGAACGGGCGACCCUACACCUGUCCGUACUGCACCAAGUGUUUCACCUACCCGUCCCACCAGCGCAGACAUCUCUUACGGCACACAGGAGUCAGACUGCAUCCCUGUCAGUUUUGUGAGAAGAGCUUCCUCACUCCCUCCGAGCUUACUGUGCACACUCGCACGCACACGGGAGAGAGGCCGUUUGGCUGUGCGCAGUGCGGUAAACGCUUUGCCCGCAGCGGGAACUUGAGAGCCCACCAACGGGACGUGCACAUGGGGAAGAGGCCCUUUGCCUGCACAGAAUGUGGAAAAAGGUUUGCCCACAGGGGGAACCUGAGGGUGCACAACCACAGAGUCCACCAAGGUGAUCCCUACUACAUAGAUGAUCAGCAGGAGGCAGACAUGGGUCCAAAUCCCAUCUGAAGGACUGAAAAAUGAUGGGUCUGCUUUUGUUUAGUUUACAAAAUCCACCCUCAGAGGUUGAUUCAGGAUUGUGUUUUGUGUCUCUCAAAAAUGUAUUACAGAACAUUUCAAACUAAAUGAAGAAAACAGUGUCCCUGUAUUUUAUUUUAUUCUAUUGUAAGUUGAUUCAAUGCAACAAUAUAACUUCCACUUUUAAAGUUUAUUGUAUGUUUGUACUGAGAUAUAUGGUCAAGUUUAUUUAAUUCAGGUGUCUUAAUUUUUUUUUUUUAAUGCAGUUCAGUCUGACCCUAGAAAUAGAGCUUUUUACUUAACAUCCACGUGAAUCACUGUUUGAUCCUCGGAAAAAGGGAAAUAUCCAUGCACUAUUGGUGUAAAUUUGAUACAUUUCUCAAGUAUGGACAUGUGUUCAUGAUUUUAUUUUAUUUCAGUGGAAGUCACUGAAGUUUAACAACUACAAAUUUACAAAGCCAGUAAAGACGUGUACAUUUAGACAUGGCAUGCAAAGGUAGGAUAACUGUUCUUUCACGAUGUGCUGCCCAUCGACUCAAACUUGUAUUUUGUGUUGUAAAAUUGGAAAGUGUUCAUGAAACAAGUAUUUGGUUGUUACAGAAGAACUGUGCUUUUUAAUUUACCAUCCUGUCUUUUCAAAGUGAAAUUUAAAUUAAAUACUUGUACAAAAAGAA
Messenger RNA from Notolabrus celidotus (New Zealand spotty), 3051 nucleotides. Its product is annotated as zinc finger protein 408-like. The record is from RefSeq and is a predicted model, not a curated record. Lineage: Eukaryota; Metazoa; Chordata; Actinopteri; Labriformes; Labridae. Bases 722 to 2368 code for a protein of 548 amino acids. Gene Ontology annotation, biological process: regulation of transcription by RNA polymerase II. Gene Ontology annotation, molecular function: RNA polymerase II cis-regulatory region sequence-specific DNA binding; DNA-binding transcription factor activity, RNA polymerase II-specific. The transcript is spliced from 4 exons. Gene Ontology annotation, cellular component: nucleus.